Messenger RNA from Fraxinus pennsylvanica, 3132 nucleotides. The record is from the annotation of a GenBank genome assembly. Lineage: Eukaryota; Viridiplantae; Streptophyta; Magnoliopsida; Lamiales; Oleaceae.
AUGAGUGCAUUUCAAUCUUGGAAUGCUUUGGAUCAAAGUCCUUGCAAAUGGUUCGGGAUACACUGCAACACGAAUGGCCAAGUGGAGAAGAUAAUCUUGACGUCAGUAGACUUGCAAGGUUCAUUGCCUUCGAAUUUUCAACCACUUAAGUCGUUGAAUACGCUUGUUCUCUCAUCAACAAAUCUCACAGGGACAAUCCCAAAAGAGUUUGGAGACUAUCUUGAGCUGGUUAUGAUUGAUGUAAGUGAUAACACUAUCUCAGGUGAGAUACCGGUCGAAAUUUGCAGGCUAACCAAGCUUCAAAUGCUAUCUCUCGACACGAAUUUCCUCAAGGGUGAUAUACCUUUAGACAUUGGAAAUCUCUCCAAUCUCAAGCAUCUUACACUCAUUGACAAUCAACUUAGUGGCGAAAUCCCGAAGAGCAUAGGACAAUUGAGCAAUCUAGAGGUAUUCAGAGCUGGUGGAAAUCAAAAUCUGAAGGGUGAAUUGCCUUCAGAGAUUGGAAACUGUACAAACUUGUUAGUGCUAGGCCUAGCUGAAACCAGCAUCUCGGGGAGCCUGCCAUCGUCUAUUGGGAUGCUGAAAAAGCUUCAGAAGAUAGCGAUUUAUACAUCGUUGCUUUCAGGUCCAAUUCCAGAUGAGAUAUGCAAUUGCACUGAAUUGCAGAAUCUCUACUUGUACCAGAAUUUCAUUUCUGGUUCGAUUCCAAAACGAAUAGGCGAAUUGAAAAAGCUUCAGAGUCUGUAUUUGUGGCAGAACAGCAUAGUUGGUACUAUCCCGUACGAGGUUGGAAGCUGCAGUGAUCUAACAGUCAUAGAUUUAUCAGAAAAUCUAUUGACAGGCAGUAUACCAACAAGUUUGGGAGGCCUUUUCAAACUUCAGGAACUGCAGCUAAGUGUCAAUCACUUAUCAGGUACCAUACCUUCUGAAAUUUCUAAUUGCACUGCUCUGACUCAGUUGGAAGUUGACAACAAUAACAUUUCUGGUGAAAUUCCUGUUCUCAUAGGCAAACUAAAUAGUUUGAUACUGUUUUUUGCCUGGAAAAAUAAAUUAACUGGAAGUAUUCCAGAGUCUUUAUCUGAAUGUGAGAAUCUUCAGGCGCUUGACCUUUCUUACAAUGAUCUCUCCGGUUCAUUGCCACCGCAGAUUUUUACCUUAAAAAACUUGACGAAAUUUCUGCUAAUUUCUAAUGAAUUAUCUGGAUUUAUACCGCCUGAUAUUGGAGAUUGUACAAACUUGUAUAGAUUCCGGGUAAGUGACAAUAGGUUGGGGGGUACUAUUCCAUCAGAAAUUGGAAAGUUGAAGAAUUUGAAUUUCCUUGAUAUGAGCAACAACCACUUCGUGGGAGGCAUUCCUCCCUCAAUUUCUGGAUGCGGAAACCUCGAGUUUCUUGAUCUUCACUCAAAUGCACUCACAGGCACUGUGCCUGAUACUCUGCCCAAAAGCUUACAAUUAAUGGAUAUUUCGGAUAACAGGCUUACUGGUGAAUUGACACCGAGUAUUGGUUCACUAACUGAAUUAACCAAACUUAAUCUUGGGAAGAAUCAAUUUUCCGGCAGAAUUCCGGCAGAGAUCCUGUCCUGUAGUAAGCUACAAUUGCUAGAUCUCGGAGACAAUGGUUUCUCAGGUGAUAUACCUAAAGCAUUUGGGCAACUUCCAUCACUUGAAAUCUCUCUAAACCUCAGUUGUAAUCAGUUAACUGGUCCAAUCCCAACAGAGUUUUCACUUCUUCACAAACUAGGGACCCUAGACCUUUCCCACAACAAGCUUUCUGGGGAGCUAUACAUUCUCAAAAACCUUGAAAACCUCGUCUCACUAAACGUGUCAUUCAAUCAGUUCUCUGGUGAAUUGCCAAAUACCCCAUUCUUCCACAAAUUGCCUUUGAAUGACCUCGCUGGAAACCAAGGUCUACACAUCUCUGGUGGAGUCGUACCAGCUAACAGAAUGGACCCUCCUGGGCAUCAUGCCAAAUCCACCAUGAAGCUAGCCAUGUCAAUCCUAGUCAGUGCCAGUGUAGUCCUUGUGCUUCUUGCAAUUUAUGUGUUAGUUAGAACCCGCAUGGCAAGAGCUGGAUCCACAGCAGUUGACACUUGGGAAUUGACAUUUUAUCAGAAGACGGAGUUCUCCAUUGAUGACAUAGUUCACGAUCUCACAUCUUCUAAUGUCGUUGGCACUGGAAGCUCUGGAGUUGUGUAUAGGGUGACAGUUCCUCACGGGGAGACCCUAGCUGUCAAAAAGAUGUGGUCAUCACAAGAAUCAGGAGCAUUCAGUUCUGAAAUUCAGACUCUUGGUUCAAUUCGACACAAGAAUAUCGUCCGCCUGUUAGGUUGGGGUUCUAAUCAGACUCUGAAACUGUUGUUCUAUGACUAUCUACCUAAUGGGAGCUUGAGCUCACUUCUUCAUGGUGCUGGUAAGUGCAGAGCAGAAUGGGAGACGAGAUACGAUGUCAUCCUAGGCAUUGCACAUGCAUUAGCAUACUUGCACCACGAUUGCGUUCCCGCAAUUAUGCACGGGGACGUUAAAGCCAUGAACGUGUUAUUAGGCUCUCACAUGGAGCCUUAUCUUGCUGAUUUUGGCUUGGCAAGGUCCAUCAACAGUGCUGCUGAUAAUACUGAUGCUUCAAAACAGAGUCAAAGGCCUCACUUGGCUGGUUCUUUUGGAUACAUGGCUCCUGAACAUGCUUCGACGCAAAAGGUAACAGAGAAGAGUGAUGUAUACAGCUUUGGUGUGAUUAUCUUAGAGGUCCUGACAGGAAGACAUCCAUUAGACCCAACAUUGCCAGGGGGUGCACACUUGGUUCAAUGGGUUUCUGACCACUUACGCAGCAAGAACAAUCCAGUAGAUGUCCUAGAUCUAAGACUGCGGGGAAGGGCCGACUCUCAAAUACACGAAAUGCUCCAAACUUUAGCUGUUUCAUUUCUCUGUGUCAGCAAACGUGCCAAUGAUCGCCCUAUGAUGAAGGAUGUAGUAGCCAUGCUCAAAGAAAUUCGACAUUUGGAUCCUGUAAGGUCAGACACUGAUGACCUUUUGAAGGGAGGUUUAUCAGGCCAUCAAAAAUCGCCCUCUAAUAACAAUGUGGUAAAUCAAGGAUGUUCUAGCUGCUCUUUCGCAUUCUCUGAUGAUUCAGUUUAA